Molecule: messenger RNA, 1148 nt
Organism: Momordica charantia (bitter melon)
Lineage: Eukaryota; Viridiplantae; Streptophyta; Magnoliopsida; Cucurbitales; Cucurbitaceae
Source: RefSeq, a predicted model, not a curated record
GAGGCGGUUCGAGAUAACCGGACCGUCGAUUGUGGAGAACAUUCUGAAGGAGUAUCCGAAUGCGGACUUGUUCUUGCACACUCCGCUGGACCGGAACACCUUCAAGUUGUCGUACUUGAAAUCGGCGCCCAAACUCGCCGCCGUCAGAAUCUUCGAGCCUAAACCGAUUCCGGAGACCGAGUCGCAACUCCGAGUCCUCACGGCGAGCAACUCGCCAAACGGCAUUCAGGGGCUUUUACAGUAUUUCAAUCUGGUCGAAGGAUGCCUAACCAUGAUCCGCGCGUACCAGUCACGCAACAACUUCACUUACGACUGGAUUGUCCGGACUCGGGUCGAUGGGUUCUGGAACGGCCCGCUCCGACCCGAAAACUUCGUACCGGGCCAGUACGUGGUACCGCCGGGAUCCUCAUACGGCGGACUAAACGACCGAUUCGGCGUGGGAGACCUGAACACCUCGACCGUCGCUCUCUCACGGCUGGCUCUAAUUCCUAAUCUGGACGCCGCCGGGCUCCGGCAACUGAACUCGGAAAGCGCGUUCAAGGAGCAGCUGAGCAGCGCAGGGGUGGCGUUUCGGGCGAUACGGCAGCCGUUCUGCAUAGUGACGGAGCGGCAGUACGAUUAUCCGCCGAGGGGAUUCGGAGUGCCGGUGGCGGCGAUGUGGAGUGCGGGGCUGAUGAGCGGGGCGAAGUGCAGGCCGUGCAGGGCGGCGUGUGAGGGGGAGUGCGUGGGGGAGGUGAUGGGGCGUCUGGAGAGGGGAUGGAGCUGGACGGAUUGGGAAAACGGGACGCUGUCUCUGUGCGACGCCCAUGGAGAUUGGGAACAAGGGUGGGAGAAAAUAUACGAGGAAUUUGUUGGGGUUGAAAUGGCGGGUGCCAGUUGGAGGAUCCAGAACAUGAACUCCAGUCAGUGCAGUGAUGAUUUCAAUGAAAUGAAAAGGAGAAGUGGAAUUUGGGAAGCUCCGCCAGUGGAGGAUAUCUGCAGCCUCCUUCAAAUUGGUAAUUAGUUAAAAUGAUACUUGUGCUGUGUUUUUGUUUUUGGUUGCCUUUUACUCCUAGUUUUACCUUGGUGUGUCACUGUGUCUAUAUAAUUUGUUUAGCUUAGUCAGUGCCACAUAUAUAUUCGUUACAAAUGCAAAUCAGUUCAACCCA